Messenger RNA from Sycon ciliatum, 2337 nucleotides. RefSeq names its product WD repeat-containing protein 18-like. Gene Ontology annotation, cellular component: nuclear pre-replicative complex. Gene Ontology annotation, molecular function: protein binding. Lineage: Eukaryota; Metazoa; Porifera; Calcarea; Leucosolenida; Sycettidae. Bases 80 to 1489 code for a protein of 469 amino acids. The transcript is spliced from 11 exons. Gene Ontology annotation, biological process: rRNA processing; DNA-templated DNA replication. The record is from RefSeq and is a predicted model, not a curated record.
AAUGACCAUGAUGAGUUUGAUUUCGUUUACGUUGAUUGCGUUCAGAAUUUGUUGUGCUCAUUACUGACGAAAGUCCACAAUGAUACCUACAGCCGUUCUUCUUGCAGAGGACACGGAGGGGACCCUGUCCCUCUGUGACAUGCACACGGGUGGUCGUCACUCACAGGCAUUACGUGGAAGUGCAGGAACAGUUGCAUGUCGUGGUGUUGCACGACUGGGCUCUGACUACGUGGUGGCUGCGUACAAGGAGAAACCAGUACUGCACGUAUGGACUUGGUUAAAGCACGCCCAACCAAUAAUUCGUAUCCCUCUGCCCGGCAAGGCAUUGGCAGUCGCAUGCACUCCGUGUGGAAUGUAUUGUCUGUGCGGCAUCGGUUCAUCAAUAUAUGUGUGGCAGGUUGGAUCAGGGCGCCUUCUAGCAGUUGUUUCCCAUCAUUUCCAGCCAGUGAGCGUUCUGCGCUUCACCGACGAUGGCUCGCUUUUCCUCUCAGGCGGCCAAGAUGGGCAGGUGCAUGUGUGGGGUUUUGGCAGCGUUCUUAGCCAGUGUAACCGCGGCGAGGUGCCCAGCCCGCGCAUAUCCUGGCGGGACCAUUCCCGGCCUGUAACUGACAUCUACUGUGGCAUAGGAGCUGCUCAGGCUCGUGUAUUUACUACAGCGAAAGAUGGGACGUGUCAGGUAUAUGAACUCAGCACAGGACAGCGUCUGUGCACACUGAUUUUCGAGUCGCCGUUGCUGGCGCUGGCACUGGACACUAUGGAACUGCACCUGUUCGGCGCAGAAGAAAAGGGUCACCUCAUUCGCAAAGUUAACAUGCACUGCACGACAAGUGGCCCUCAGAAGGCACAAAGUGAGAACAGCGAGGACGACCAAGCAAGACAGUCACCGAAAAUGGUGUGCACGGGACACACGGGAUCUGUAACGUGUUUGUCGCUAUCCCCUGACGGCACAACCCUGCUAUCUGCCUCGAAUGAUGGUACAGCACGCCUGUGGCAAGUCAGCACGUGUGCAUGCCUUCUCGUGUUUGAGCGGAAGGGACCAGUAAGCUUUGGCUUCAUCAUUGCACUACCCGGUGUCCUGUGGAACAGGCAGCCCGGCGCACGCUUGAAUACGGAUUACCUACCUCCUCUGGCUCUCUUCGAGCGGCAACUUGCAACUACUUCUGGCACGUCUUCUUCUAUUGCACCACUCGACAAUUGUCCAGUCCGCCUUCAUGGCCAAGCUCAGUCAAAGGCCGGGCCAAAGCUGGCGUUACAAGGCAAAGAAAGAAGUGACUACUGGAAGACGUACUGGUGGUCUUGCUGCAGGGCUGACGAAAAGAGCAAGAAAGAGGCAGGCAACACCGAAGCCAUCCAGUCCAGUGCGCUUGUCAAGCAACUGCAGCAAGAACUUGCGGAGAUGCGCAAGCUCAACCGCAGGCUACUGCGGGAUGAUGUUCGCUCUGUUCUUUCAUCACUGGAUCAACCGCAGUCCGCAUCUAAUAACGGCUGAUGACCUGGAUGGAAGUGCCACGGUAGAUCUUCAUUCUCUAAGCUGUCUCUUUCAUGAGAUGAUAAGCGUGGCAAGCAGGCCAUGGCCACUCGAAGUAGUAUUUAUCUUUAUGGAAGGAGUGAACAUCUAUUUGGCUGAUUUCGUUUGUGUCAUGUGCAACAAGAAACUUUCGCCACCUGUAUGUUUCAGCCUGCCACCGCUAUGGGGAAGACCUGAACUGUUCGAUAACCGCUACUGGCUGGGGCUUCAGACCAUUUCCUGUCCAGCCCAGGCUAUCAGAAGUCCCCGUUUUGCACAUGCCACUCGCGCGUGACUUUCACUGGGUGGCGUUCCGGCCGUGGAGUCUGCUCGCCGUUCUCCUGUGCUUGUGCAGCACCUUACUGGGUGCUGAGAGUGUGCAGGCGGUGAAUACAGAUCACUGCUAUAGUUUCUACGCCGGAGCAAGCUGUGACUCAGGGCCUCUCUUUCCUUGCUGAGUUUCUGAGUGUGUGCAGGCAGUGAACAUAGUUCACUGCUAUGGGUUCCUCGCCGGUGCCAGCUGUGUGCCACAGCCCCUCUUUCCUUGCUGUUGGCCAGCAACCUCUCUACCAUCUGGUUUCUGAAAACCAAUGCACUGAGGUUUGCUUCUUCUGAAGUCAUUGACUCUGUUCGAGUCUCGUGUACUUCACUGAUAUUGUGAGAUGAGCAGACCUGUAGAUACAUGUACUUGUUGUACAUGAUUGUAGUUUAUUUUUCUCUCAUUUCUGCUCUUUGUUGAUUGUGGCGUUUGCUCUCCACUCAAUAGGCUCCCGCAGCCUUUGGUCAAUCCUAAAAAAAUCAAUCAAUCAAUGACUCUUGACAGUGUGCCU